Molecule: messenger RNA, 2296 nt
Organism: Rhagoletis pomonella (apple maggot)
Lineage: Eukaryota; Metazoa; Arthropoda; Insecta; Diptera; Tephritidae
Biological process (GO): meiotic chromosome condensation; mitotic sister chromatid separation
Cellular component (GO): condensin complex; nucleus
Molecular function (GO): chromatin binding
Source: RefSeq, a predicted model, not a curated record
AGCCGAAAAUCAAACAAAGAAUUCUACAGAAAAACCGAAACGCACGCGUAAACGCCUCGUAGCAGUAGUAGAUGAUCCCUACGAAGUGGAAUUAGUCCCAAGAAAAUUUCGCAAAUUAAGUGAAGAAAAGCGAUUUCUGGGAAGUCAUCCGCCAGUUAACCCUAGGGUUACGUCUUCACGUUCCUACAGAAUAGACUCUGAACAAUAUAUACACCCCGCGGCAUGGCAGCAUUCUAGUAUUGUUGACCUAGAAAAUGAAGAAGACAUUGAUUGUAAACGGAAUUAUAAGCUCUUCACGUAUCAUGUGGAGCAUCGGUAUAAUACUUUGGUGGCAGACAUCAAUUUUAGACUACAUUUUAAAGUGAAGGACUAUAUUGAUGAGGAAGAAGAGCGUCUUGCAGAAGUAGAAGAACGCGAUAACCUUUCGAUCAGCGAUCUAAGAGACUGGCCUCCUCUUUCGGAGGAAUAUGUGGAAAAAUAUUUGAAUCUAGAAAAUAGAGUUUUAGCUAUAGGAGAAGCUUUAAAACAGUGUAAAAGGCCUAGGCUUGAAAAAGAACCUGAUGUUAUCAAUAAUAAAGUUACCACUCUUGAAAAAGUACAACAUUCGGAACAUAAUAUAGAAUGUGAUCACAGUUUGACUCGAAGCAAAGAAGAAUCUGCCUCAGAUUCCAUGCAACAUGAAUCAGGUCUUAGUAAUAGUAUUGCCUUGAAAAACAGCUCGAGUGUGGAUAUUAUUACAAAUUUCAACGAAUCUGCACUACUUGAAAAUAGUGAAAAAGAAAUUACUAUAACCAGUGACGAAUACAUAAACGUAACAAAUUUAACAGCGCAAAGUGCAUGCUUGGGCCGUGAUCUGAAUUCGACGGAAAAGUCAAUUUUGGAAUGUAUAUACGAAUCCGAAAAUUUAGAAAAUGCAUCAGCUUUCAGUUUUCAAAUGAAAUCUUUUGAAUCUAAUGCAUUAGGGAAUUCUGCUACAUUAAAUGAAAUUAAUAAAAGUGAAAUUGCCAUCAGUAACAUAGCGGAGCAGUCAAGAAAUGAUACUGGUUUAGGUGAUAGCAUUAAGGAACAAACUCAAAUGAAUGACUGUAGUAAUAUAAACAUCGAAAAGAAAGGUUUGUUGGUUGACAAUCCUGAUUUAACUGAUAAUUCAUCUGUACUACUUAAUAAAGAUCAGUGCGACCAACAAAUAAUUGAGGUGACGGCUGAAAUGAAAACCAAUGAUGACGAAAACGAAAUCCACCUGAAUAAAAUUCGUGUUUACCUCCCACAUCUAGACGAUGAGGGCGUAUAUUUUUCGGAUUUGGAUGACCAGGAGCAACGGAUGCUAUCACCCAGAGUAGUUACAACUGACGUUUUCCCUUGCAUACCCAACAAGGAAAAUAUAACUAUUAUUGUUGAUGAUGAUAUAAGGACCCUUUUAAAUAUAGUAGAUGAUGAACCACCUCCUACAUAUACGAUGCCUGUGCAAAUCCGACCAUUUAUACCUCCCGUGAAGCUGAAUAUUUUCAAAUUUCACGAAAAAAUACUGAGGCGACGUCUGCUGUUUAAGCUUGGAUCAGAAAUGGAACUUUUUCUUCAAUCACGUUCAAUGAAACGAAUACACUGUACUGAUGCAAAUGAACAACGACAGUAUAGACCAAUGAAGUUAUUUAACGACUCUUUAGAUGCCGCAAACGAGGCAAAAGAAAUUAACAGAUAUGAUAGCGAAACAGACUAUAUUCUUAGCGACGGUGAAGAUACGGAAGACUUCCUGGGAUUUACUGAGGAAGAGCAAGCAAAUAAGAUUUCACAUCGUUUAAGCAGGGAUUCUGGCGUUGAUGCAGAUGUGCCGCUUACGUCUAACUUAAGCAAAGAUACCAAGUUCCAACCAGAAUAUGCGGAAAAAUAUAAUGAAAAUACUCAGAAUCCCCGUGAUCCUAAGGAUAGUGAAAUCGAAGAGAGAAAUAAUAGUGAAAUGACAAAAUCUACUAACACGAUUGAAUUAACGAAUGAAGUUCAUUCAGAAAUGAGUAAUUCGAUUGAGAAUUCAUCAUUAUUUAUAGAAGACGUGCACGAGAUUGAAAACUCUAAAACAAAGAUACAAAAAUGGCAUGAGUAUUUGCAUCCUAUUUUAGCGAAGGCUCGGGAGCGUCACCAUUUCGAUGUUUUUCAGUUGGGGACGGAAAUUAUGAACGAACUUCAAAAACCUAUUAUAUCCAGAAGCCAUACUCAGACUUCAUCAAUCACAUUCCAAGAAGUAAUGAUUAAUAAGGAUGAAAGUUAUGUGUCACGCUACUUUUUAUCAACUUUGCUACUG